CGGCGACAGGGGCCAUGCUCAAGCCCAAGGACCUGUGCCCCCGAGCGGGGACGCGCACCUUCCUGGAGGCCAUGCAAGCGGGCAAAGUGCACUUGGCCCGCUUCGUGUUGGAUGCGCUGGACCGCAGCAUCAUCGACUGCCGCGCGGAGCAGGGCCGCACGCCGCUCAUGGUGGCCGUGGGGCUGCCGGACCCGGCGCUGCGUGCGCGCUUCGUGCGACUGCUGCUCGAGCAGGGUGCGGCAGUGAACCUGCGGGACGAGCGCGGCCGCACCGCACUCAGCCUGGCGUGCGAGCGAGGCCACCUGGACGCCGUGCAGCUGCUGGUUCAGUUCAGCGGUGACCCCGAGGCGGCCGACUCGGCGGGCAACAGCCCGGUGAUGUGGGCGGCGGCCUGCGGCCACGGGGCGGUGCUCGAGUUCCUGGUACGCUCCUUCCGCCGCCUGGGCCUGCGCCUCGACCGCACCAACCGUGCGGGGCUCACCGCGCUGCAGCUGGCUGCCUCCCGCGGCCACGGGACCUGUGUGCAGGCCCUCACGGGGCCCUGGGGCCGCGCCGCCGCCGCCGCCGCGGCCCGGGGCUCCAACUCCGACAGUCCGCCUGGCCGCCCGGCCCCUGCGCCCAGCCCAGAGCGUCGACGACCCAGCCCCCGCCGCCUACCGCGGCCUCUCCUGGCGCGCUUUGCGCGAGCGGCGGGCGGCCACAGCCACGGCGGCGAGGCUGGCUUAGCGGGCAAGAAUUCCGGCCGAUACCGGGCGCAGGGCAGUGAACGACCUGAGCUGGGUCGGAGCAUGAGCCUGGCGCUGGGUGCGGUGACCGAGGAGGAGGCUGCCCGCCUGCGUGCUGGGGCCCUGAUGGCCCGACCAAACUCGCCCCAGUCUUCGGGGACUGGGCGGUGGCGCUCACAGGAGGUGCUGGAGGGAGUGCCCCCAACCUUAGUGCAAGCCCCCAUUGGCCUCAGCCCCCACCCGGAGGGCGACCCGGCCUCUGGCCGCUUGGGUUUGCGCCGACGCUCUACAGCCCCAGAUAUCCCCAGCCUGGUCGGGGAGGCUCCAGGGCCCGAGAGUGGUCCAGAGGUAGAGGCCAACGCUCUGCCUGUCUCGGUGCCUGGGCCGAACCCAUGGCAGGCGGGCACCGAGGCUGUGGCGCUGCGUGCUCAGCGGUAA
This is a messenger RNA of Saimiri boliviensis boliviensis (Bolivian squirrel monkey), 1163 nucleotides long. The record is from RefSeq and is a predicted model, not a curated record. Lineage: Eukaryota; Metazoa; Chordata; Mammalia; Primates; Cebidae.